AUGGACUGCGGCAUGUACCCCCACUCGACAUGCCUCUGUGGCGGCGACUGCGAGGUGCUCUCCACCCCCUCAGUCUCUGAAAUUCAAGUUCCCCUGGUGCCAUGCGAUCCCCGACACGAGAGAUCCUGCUGCUGCAGCUACAAUCCCUCCGCAGACACCAAAGACGACGAGAUACACGACUUGGACUUCGCCCUGCGUAAACUCUCGGUAAUGAAGUGUCAAAUGAAGAAGUGGAGGCUGGAGAGGCUCCAGCUCGAGAGCGAAUCUCGUUCCCUGAAGGAGAAACUCCAAUCUCUAGGCGUCGUCCCCCACGAGCCCCUCCAGACAGACCCCCUCCUCGUGCAUUACCGUACGGAAAACCUCCGCCUGGAAUCCGCAAAAGCGGACCUGGAAGACAAGAUCAGAGACCUCGAGGAAACCCUAGCCGAGCAUGAACUCUACUCGAGCCCGUGUGACGGCGCCCGAGUGAUUCGCGAGAAGAUGCGGGUGCUCCGCGAGCAAUUCCGCUUCGACAAGAAAAAGUUGAGAGAUAAGAUAGCAGAGCUGAGGGUGCGACUGGCCGACGCGGAGGACGAGACAUCCUGCGCUGGUGUGAAUCGCCUGCGGGCAAAACUCCGAGAUUUCACGAGGACGCCGCGGCCGGAGGAGAGUGACAAAGGAGAAUGUCAAAUUACAGCGGCCGCUGAAAGAAUCGAGGGACAAAUGAUGUUCGCCGGUAGUUGCGAUGAGAUGAGAGACGAGUACGCGAGAAUUCUACUGGAAAAUGAGAGACUAAAACGCGAAUUUGGGAUGAGGGGGAUGAAUGGAGUGGAGAAUGGUGUUGUUGAGGACACCAACGACGAGAUUAUCGGGGACAAAGGGAGGGAAUGGAGAAAAACGGGGGAAAUGUCAAAGGAGUCGGGUGCGGAGGGCUUUGGGGGAGAUGAAGGAGAAGUGGAGAGUUCGAUCCUUAUGGGUUCUGCCACUUUGGGGGAGGCGGAGGGCUGGGGGAGGGAGUGUGAAGAUGCUGUGGAGGAUUUGAGGAGAAAAUUGAGGGAGAAGGAGGCGGUUAUUCAGGGACUGCAGAAACGAAUGUCUGAGGAUGCUGAUAGAAUGACUGUGAGCCACAGAGUGGUGAUGGAGGAGGUCGCUGCGGCCAAGGAGGAGCUGAGGAAGAGGGAUGAAAAGAUCCAAGAACUACUAGGAACCCUCGGUCGAAGUUCCCUGGACUUGCUCGGAAUGUCGUCAGUUCAGAGUGAGAUAGAAGUGAUGAAGCCCCAGCUGUACGAUCUAUCAAUAGAGCGUGAUAAAUUAUUAGACGAAAUCCAAAAAGUCCGUGGAGUCGUGUCAGACAGAAACGAUCAAAUUAUCGAGAUUCUGGAGCAACGUGACAAGCUAUUAGAUGACUCAAGCGCCAAGAUAGCAGCUUUACAAGCUAGGAUAGAUGCCCUGCUGGGACAGGAGUUGGUCUACCGUAGAGAGAUUGAUGGGCUCAAGGAUCAGGUUGACGAAAGGGAGAUACGUGAGACAGAGCUGAGGAAUAGAAUUGCUGAAUUGCUGGGACAAUGCGAUAACACAAGUGUCCUCGAGGAUAGAAUUAGAAGCCUCGAGGAGGAACUCAAACGGGCUAAUAAUAAUAAUGACGUCACUGAGAAUUCACUUGAUGCAUUGCGCCGAAAUUCCAAACUGCUGAAUGAUGAAAAAAUAAAACUGCUGGAUAAACUUGCGGAAGCGGACGGAGAGACCGACGAGUUGAGGCGAAAAGUUGAAAAGUGUCACGGGGAGUGUAAAGACUUGAGAGAACAGAAUGCCAUUCUUCAGGGUGAAAUCGAGGAGAUGAAGAAACAUGCCGAGAAACUCAAGGAUGAAAAUACUGAUUUGAAAUUAACUUGUGAUAAUCUUGUUGGGGAUAAGAAUAUUUUAGCUGGACAGAGGGAUGAACUCGAUAAUGAGCUCGCGAGGAUGAGGGGAGAAGGUUCUAAAUUGAUGGAGGAGAUCAGGAACUGCGACUCUGAGCGCGAAAAAUUGGGGAGUGAGAACGUCGCGCUCAAAGACGAACUCGAGAAGCUGAAGAAAAUUUUUGAUUCGUUGAAGAGUGAAAAUGAAGAGUUGAAGCAUUCCCUUGAGCUCAAGUCGGCGGAGAACGGUGAUUUGAAGUUGACUUGUGAGAAUCUUCUGGGGGAAAAGAGUAAUUUGUCUGGGGAGAGGGAUAAACUCGAUGAUGAGCUCGAGAAGAUGAGGAGAGAGGGAUCUAAAUUGAUGGAGGACAUCAGGAAUUGCGACUCUGAGCGGGAAAAAUUGGGGAGUGAGAACGUCGCGCUCAAAGAUGAACUCGAGAAGCUGAAGAAAAUUUUUGAUUCGUUGACGAGUGAAAAUGAAGAGUUAAAGCAUUCCCUUGAGCUCAAGACGGCGGAGAACGGUGAUUUGAAAUCAACUUGCGAGAAUCUCCUAGAAAGUAAAAGCAGUUCAGAUGAGGAGAGGAGUAAACUCUCGUCUGAUCUUGAUAAAAUAACCGCAGAAGUAGAAAAAUUGCGGGAGCAGCUGAAGAGCUGCAAUUCCCAAAUAGACAAGUUACAGACCGAAAACUCAGAAUUUCUGAAUCUCAAGGACGAGGUUGAGCGCCUGAAGAAGGACUUGCAAUCUCUCCAGGCCGAGAAUGAAAAAUUGAAGAGUUUCCUAGACGAUAAAGAGUCAGAAAACAGUAGAUUGAAGACAGACUUGAUGGACUUGUCCCUGAAGAACAAAGAACUGACGGCUCAACUCGAAGAGAUCUUGUUAAAGAAUGAAGAAUUGUCUGAAUCACUAAAAGAUUUUGCUGAGUCCUCAAACAACCUUGAAAAUCAACUGAAGAACCUCCAAUUCUUGAACGCUGACUUGGAGAAAAGUCUCAAUAAAGCGAAUUCCGAGAUAACUUCCUUAACCAAUACUGGAGAUGCAGCUAAAGGAGACCUCGAGGCCUUAAAAUCCGAACUAGACAAGCUGAAGGACGAGUUAUCUACUCUAAAAUCUGAUCUUGGAGCUUGCAAAUCAGAAAAUGACACGUGGAAAUCAAAAUCGUCAGGACUGCAAGAUGAGAUAGAUCGGCUGAAGGGACUUUGCGACGAUCAGAAAGAGCGUUUGGAGGCUCUGGAGACCUCCCUAUCGUCCGCGAGAGCGGAAAGGGACAAGUGUCUGUCAGAACUCGACAGAUUAAACCCAUUAACCCAAGACAAUGCAGAUUUGAAGGAUAAGCUGAAGGAACUGGAGUCGCUGAAGGAGUCCCUAGCCUCUGAUAACGAAAGAUUGCAGCUCGACCUUGAGCGAAUGAAGCAGAAGGCCGAAGCUUGCGAGCGAGAAUUGUCGGUUCAGAAGGUCGAGAAGGAAAGAGUAGAGAUGGAAUUACAGAAACAGACGGACGACGUCAAUGCACUCAGGAAGAAUCUCAGUGACUCUCAGGAUCUCCUUAAAUCCCUUGAGUUUAAAGACUCUGAGUUGAUGUCAUCAAAGGAAAAACUUGAGAGUGAAUUGGCGAUGGUUACAGAUGCCAUUGAAAAACUGAAGGAACAAUUGGGGUUGGUGACUGCUGCUAAAGAGGCCACUGAAUUGGAAUUAUUCACGUUGAAGGGGGAGUUGAAGGAUCUGUUAGCCAAGUUGGAGGAAACAGUCAAUAAGAAUCGAGAGGUGGAGGAUGAAAGGGAUGAAUUGACGCGACAAUUGAUUAAUUUGCAGGAGAAAUUGUCGGAGUGCAUUGCUGACGGAGUUGAUUUGAAGAAAGAAGUUGGAAGAUUGAACUCCACUAACAACACCUUGAACUCCGAAAACGAGAGACUGAAGAGUGAAGUUGAUCAACUAGCUGCUGACGUCGACUUCUGGAAGAUGGAAAAAUGUAAAGUUGGAUUAGAAGUCGAUAAGCUCAAGGGUGAUCUAGACAGAAUGAGGAAGGAUCUGGAGAGCAGCAGGGGGAGAGUUGGCGAGCUUGAGGAGAUUAAUCUACAGUCUGAAGCCUUGAAGUCCGGAGUUGAUGAUCUCCAGAGGCUUCUGGACGACGAGAGGAAGUCAAAUGAAAGGAGUUCGGUUAAAAUCAGAGAUUUGGAGGCUGAACUUGACGCUUUGAAGACUGCCCUGAUGACCUGUCGGAGGGACAAUGAGAAACUGAGCUCUGACCUAGAGGAGUCCGCGAAGAAGAUAGCUUCGUUGAAGGAUUCCUCGGACAAUCUAGCCAACGAGCUGUCUUCUUUGAGGAAUCGUCAGGAGGAAUUGCAGGCUGAGAACCAAAAACUGACGGCUGACUCCCUCGCGGGCGGGGACUCCCAAGCCUUGAAGGACGAACUCUCUACCCUGAAGUCAGAAAACGCAGGGUUGAAGAGCAAAAACGAUGACUUGAGCUUGGAGAAUUCAAAGCUGAAAGAGGAACUGGAAAAAUCCAAAUCAGCGCUAUCGAUUUCCGAAGCUAGACUAAAGGAUUUGGAGUCGUCGCUGAAUGCCCUGAAGUCCGAAAAAGACAGUCUUCUCGCCGAGUUGAGUAACUUGAGAAGCCAGGGAGAUGCACUGAGAGGUGCUCUAGAUAGAACUGAGACGCAGACCACGCAAAUCGAUGACCUAAACCUCGAAUUGUCAGCUUUAAAAGAUGAACUGGAGAAGUCUCGUCAAGAGGGUGAGAAAUGUAGAGCAGAGCUGGAUAGCCUGAGAAAAAAUAUCGCCUCGCUACGGGAGGAGAAAGAAGGGGUGGAGAGUGAACUUGAAAAAUGCAAGAGUGAAUUUGCCAAACUCUCAUCAGAAUCCCAGGAUCUGAGGACGAGAUUGUCUUCCCUGGACGAGGAGGCAAAGGGUCUACGAGCCGGCAACGACUCGCUGAAGAGGUCUCUGGAGGAGGCCGCGGGGAGAGCCAAGUCCCUUGAAGCCGAGGGAAACAAAUUAAAAGAGGAAUUAGAGAAAGCUGGAGAUCAAAUAGGUGACCUGGCGAGAGAGAAGUCUUUGAAGGAGUCGGCGCUCGAAGAAUUGGACGCCCUCAAGAAAUCCUCAGCAUUGACAGAUAAAAAAGUAAAGGAACUAGAGUUGGAGCAUGAAAAAUUACUCCAAGAAUUACAAAAAUUGAGAAAUCAAUCUGGUGAUGCUGAUAAAGAGAGAGCGUCAAAAGAAACAGCACUGAAGGAGUUGGAGGCCCUUAAGAACACUCUAGCAACUCUCAGAAAGGAUCUGGAGGCCAGCAGAGCAGCCGAGAGUCGUUUAAAAAAUGACCUAGAAGCGGCAGUAAACGAUUCAGUGAAAUUAAAUUCAGAGCUGGAUAUGAUUAAAGCGGAGAAUGUACGUUUGUCAAACGACAUUGAGUCAGCAAAGAGCGAUGUGAACCGUGGAAAACUACUGUUGAGUGAGUUGGAAUCGAGGAAUACCAAACUUGAGGGGGAUCUCGAUGCGGCGAGAAGUGAAACGAUGAAAAUUAUGGGGAGAAUGCAAAGUGUCAGUGCUGAGAAUGAUAGACUGAAGGAUGAUAUUGAGGGGUUGAAGAGAGAGAUGGCGAGAAUUCAGGAGCUCGAGGGGGCGUUAAAGCUGAGGGACGAGGAUAGAGAGAGUAUGGAGAGGGAGAUGAAACGUUUGAGAGAUGAGAAUGAGAGAUUGAAGGGCGAUCUUGGGAAUAUGAAGCGCGAUUUAUCCAGAGUUGAUGAUGAUUUGAGAAGGAAAACAGUCGAGGCUGAAGGUUUUGAUGAAUUGAGGAGAGAGAUACAGGGACUGAGGGAUGCGAAUAAAAAAUUGGAGAGUGAUUUAAGAACAAGAACGGAAAAUGAUUUACUGAGGGAUGGAGUCGACGGAUCGCGAAUGAAUGACCUCGCCAAUGAAUUGGAGAAGCUGAAAAGGGAGAAUGAGGGCUUGAGGGCAGGAGGAUCGGCUCCAGCUCGCGGUGACCUUGAAGGGUUGAGGAGGGAGAUCGAUGACUUGAGAGCGGAGAAUUCAGGGCUGAAGAGGGAGGAUGCGAAGGGACUGAGGGACGAGUUGGAGCUGUUGAAGACGGAGGUCAACAGGCUGAAAGGGGAGAAUGACAUUCUCAGGGGGGGACUGGAUGACUCGGGUUUGCAGAGAGCUCUGGAUGAAUUGAGAAGGGUUAAGCAAACCGGUGAUGAUUUGAGGAGGGAAAAUACCAAGUUGAGGAGGGACAUUGAGGAGUGUCAGAGGGAUCGCGAGAGGCGGAGGCUGUCGACUGUUAGAAGCACUGACAGAACGUCAAUACCACGGGCCGGGGGUAGUGGUGAGGUGGCGCGAGAUGAAUUCUUCAUGGCGUUGGACGCACUGAAACAGAGAUUCGAUCGGCAAAUCAAUGACGUCAAUGGCAUCAGGAGGAUGAUCGAUUUGCUGGGGAGAGGGGUGUGGGAGGAUCAAACUGAGUCUGGUGAUACUUUUGGAUCGAUUGACGUGCGCAAUUCUGACAUUGCGGGGGUUAUUGGAUUAUCGGAAGAACUUUCUGGCGCUAUUGCGAAGGCCCAGGAGGAGCUCAUUGUGUUGGGGAGGAAAUCUCAAGCAGCUCCCCGAAGUCCCCCGCCCCAUCCAAAUGCCGAUGUUUUUGACCCAGAGUCAUGGCUGCAGUCCCUUCCCCUGACUGCACUGGCGGAUCUGCACGAAAGAAUUUGUGAAUUAACGUCGUCCGUCGUCGGAGACGAUCAGGACGACUACGACACCCUGAACAGGAGGAUUGCAGCACUGCAGCGCGAAAUACUGGCGAAGCACGAGGAGGCCGAGGCGAAGGUGAAAAAAAUGCGCGAGACGCUGCGCCGCGAGCAGGGGGAAUUAAUUAGAAUCUCCGAGGCGAUGAAUCGCCAACGAAAACGCAAUCUAUCCCUCCACCUGACACUCGACGGAUCUCCCUGCUGGAUAAACGACUGCAAAGCCGACUGCAAUGAUCACCCAAACAUCAGAGAAAAUUUUGAUGAUUAA
Messenger RNA from Diachasma alloeum, 6882 nucleotides. RefSeq names its product GRIP and coiled-coil domain-containing protein 2-like. The coding region runs from base 1 to 6882 and encodes 2293 amino acids. The record is from RefSeq and is a predicted model, not a curated record. The transcript has 10 exons. Gene Ontology annotation, cellular component: cytoskeleton. Lineage: Eukaryota; Metazoa; Arthropoda; Insecta; Hymenoptera; Braconidae.